This is a messenger RNA of Clavispora lusitaniae ATCC 42720, 1461 nucleotides long. RefSeq lists its product as uncharacterized. The record is from RefSeq and is a predicted model, not a curated record. Gene Ontology annotation, cellular component: membrane. NCBI's taxonomy places the organism in Eukaryota, Fungi, Ascomycota, Pichiomycetes, Serinales, Metschnikowiaceae. Gene Ontology annotation, biological process: monoatomic cation transport; transmembrane transport. Gene Ontology annotation, molecular function: monoatomic cation transmembrane transporter activity.
AUGCGCCACGCCGAGUCGGGGACAUCGCCUGCCCUCCUGUGCAGGCACGCGACAUGCAACAGGCCCUGUGCGUCGCUGCUCACCACCAUGCUUUUCCCAUUGUUCCGUCCACGUCACGUCAGCACCUUGCCCCGAUAUUUCCCACGCACCAUGGUCCGUCUGCUUGCGACACAGAUGUCUCCCGACGGGAAGCCGAGGCGCCCCGCCACCAGCGAAGGAAACGACACAAAAGAGACCCUUGCACACGACAUCCAACACCACAAGCCUAGCUCUGUGACAUCUGGUGCUCCCAACUCCCAUGUUCAUUCCAACGACACACACGACACGCACUCACAUUCUCACGACACGCACUCGCAUACCCACGACACGCACACCCAUUCCCACGACACAGAGUCCCACUCCCAUUCGCACAGCCUUCUCCAUUCGCAUUCACAUUCGCAUGGCCCGAACGAGUUGCUUUCCGGAUCGCUCAAUAGCCCAGCGGUCCGAAUCACAUGGAUUGGGCUCGGCGUCAACAUCGCCAUGGCCGCAUCCAAAGCGGCAGGCGGCGUGGCGUUCCAUUCGCAGGCGUUGAUUGCAGACGCCAUCCACUCGCUUUCCGACAUGGUGGCCGACUUGCUCACGUUGGCCACCGUCAAUGUUGCAGGAAAGCACGGCACGUUUGAGCGGUUCCCGUUGGGCUACGGCAAGAUCGAGUCCGUGGGCACGCUUUUGGUCAGCGGCGUGCUCUUGUUUGCGGGUUUUUCCGUGGGCUGGAGCUCGCUUCUCCAGAUUUUCGAGUACGUGUUGCCGGCACACAUCUACGACUACGUUCUGCUUCUCCAAGUGCACUCACACUCCCACUCCCAUACGCACACACAUGCGGAUGUGGACGGCCACGUUCACACGGAGCGGGCGGCGCCAAACAUGAACGCGGCAUGGCUUGCGUUGGGUUCCAUCGGAGUCAAGGAGGCGCUUUUCCGCAAAACCAUGGCUGUGGCCAAGAAAACAAACUCCAAGGUUCUUGUGGCCAACGCGUGGCACCACAGAGUGGACUCGCUCACUGCCGCAGUGGCGUUUGUUACUGUGACCGGAGGCAAUCUUUUUGGUGUUUCGUGGCUUGAUGCCGUGGGCGGCUUGCUAGUAUCUGCGUUGAUUGUGAAUGCCGGCUGGGCCACGUUCCGCGACGCCAUUUUCGAGGUGUUGGACCGUGGGGCGCCAAGAUCGUCGCUGCAAUACACGGAAAUGAGGCUGAUGGUCGAGGAAGAGGUCGCUGCAUGUGCCGAGGCCGGUGUUUCUGUGGCAGAUGUGGCAGUUUUGGCCGCUGGUGCUCGUACGUCGCUUCUUGUUAAGAUUGAUGCUCGCGAGAACAUGACAGUGGCCGAGAUCACAGCACUCGAGUCUCGUUUGAACGACGCUCUUCGCAAACGUGACAGAUACUUGGGGAAGGUGAUGGUGCAGUAUCUGGUGAAGAAGGAUUAG